GAGAGGAGAAAUUAAAGAGUUGCAAAGAAAUCCACUUAUGCCAGAGGGUAAUAACCGCGCCGAACACCUCGCAUUGGAUGUCCAUUGGACAGUCAAGUACAAAAAAUUGCUUCUGGGGGAUUCUACCAUCUCCCGAGCUACCUGCAUCUUCAAAGUUCCGGGCACGCUCAAAAUGCAAAAUCCACAGGCUUAUAAGCCCUAUUUCUUUUCACUGGGUCCCUGGCACUUUGGCGAACCACACCUGAUGGAGGCUCAAAAGUACAAAAUGUACUCUCUUGAACAACUUGUUCGUCGUUUCCCAAGUCCGGAUGAUAAGAUUAAAGAUUUGGAAGAAACCAUAUCAGAGGCGCUGAUCGAGGCUUGUGAAUGCUACGGGGGUAAGGGGGCCAUCAAUGUCUACAGCAGAGAAGAAUUUGAGAAAAUUUUCCUGUUGGAUGGCUGCUUUAUUAUUGAGAUGCUUCGGAAGAGAGAUGGGCUCAUACCUACAAACUACAGUGAAGACGCUUGUAUGAGCGGACCAGAGUCUCAGAGAAAAGACAAGCCUUUGGUUGAACUUGCAAUUGAUGUUUUCUACUCGAUAUUUUCAUUUGACAAACUUCAGAUACGGUCAUUAAAGAUCAACCACAUCCUCGAUCUUGCAUGGUAUUAUGUGGGCUCCUCAUCAGAACAACCCAGAUGGGGCGAUGAACACUUAGGCCAAAACAGGCAUAAUAUUCCUUCUGCUACAAGCCUUCGAGAGGCAGGAGUCAAAUUCAGAAGAGUUGAGUCAAGAAGAAUCUUGGAUAUAAGGUUCAACAACACUGAAGGUGUUCUCGAAAUCCCAUCUUUACUUAUUCACCCAACAACAGAAACAAUCUUCCGAAGCCUCAUCAGCUUCGAGCAAUGUUACCGUCCCCACCUUCCUAAACUCACCUGUUAUGCAAAGCUCCUAAAUGGACUUGUGGACACCCCUGAGGAUGUGGAUUUACUGUCCAGAGAAGACAUUUUUAAUAACUGGUCAACCCCUGCAGAUGUGUCUGACUUCCUCAACAGACUACACAAUGGCACCCAUGUGGACUGUUUGUAUUAUGCUGGACUUUGCUCGGAUGUGAGAUCUUAUUGCUAGGGGUGUUGUCCAACAUGGCGAGCUUUUUACAUCCACAACUAUUUUACUAAGCCAUGGGCUAUUAUUUCGCAAGUCUUUGCCCUUAUCAUCUUGGUUCUCACAAUCUUACAGGUUGUUCUUCAGGUCAUUUUUAAGUAAGAACUAUCUGUAUCCUGAUGCUUAAGAUAACUUAUAUAUUUAUGUACAAACUAUGUUAUCAAUGUUUGUAUUGAAUAAUUAAUUUUUAGAUUU
Messenger RNA from Rubroshorea leprosula, 1336 nucleotides. Lineage: Eukaryota; Viridiplantae; Streptophyta; Magnoliopsida; Malvales; Dipterocarpaceae. The record is from the annotation of a GenBank genome assembly.